This is a messenger RNA of Halichondria panicea, 2262 nucleotides long. RefSeq lists its product as uncharacterized. The coding region runs from base 42 to 2084 and encodes 680 amino acids. The transcript has 5 exons. Lineage: Eukaryota; Metazoa; Porifera; Demospongiae; Suberitida; Halichondriidae. Gene Ontology annotation, molecular function: cysteine-type endopeptidase activity. The record is from RefSeq and is a predicted model, not a curated record. Gene Ontology annotation, biological process: proteolysis.
GGAGGUGCAAAAUAAGGGGUGGGUCUUGUAGACUCUACAAAAUGGCUACAAGAUAUAGCCAGCUCAAUAUUGAUACUGAUACUCUGAAGCAGAAGACUGGGGUAACAGACACCCAGCUAGACCAAACAAUUGAGCAGGAACAAUUGUGGAGCCUGGCUGGUUUACUUGGCAGCUAUGAUAAGUUUGUUAGAAAGCCAGGGUUUGAUCUCAAUAAUGCCGAUAUAGCAGAUCUGAAGGAAUGUGCCUUUAGGAAUGGCUAUCAACUGGCCAUGUAUGAAGCUCUGAGAAAAUGGGAAAACAUAAUCCUUGACUUCACUUAUCGGUCGUUGUUGGAGAUUUUGAUUAGUCUUCGUGAAGGAGCUUUGGCUGACCAAGUGUGUAGGACUUUCAUCCAGACACAAGCCAGUGAGCCCAAUAAAGAAGACACUGUGUCUUUGUCACCUGCACCAGGUUCAGUAUACUUUGUAGUAUGGAUUCAAGCAUUAAUUUUUGUUUCUGUUACCAUAGAUAGAAUGAUAGGGCCACCAAUUCGUGACUCAGUUGAACCAAAUUUGACGACAGGCACUGCAACUGCUGACCACAUAAAAGAAUUUGAGACGAGGUUUAUGGUUCUUCAAAAGAUAGCUCUUAAAGAAAUAACUGAGAAACGAAUACCCGUGACUGAUUUCCGCCAAACACUCAUGAUAAUGCCAAGCUCUAUCAAAAAUGAAAACAAAGAUUUUAUCAAAUCAAACUAUUCCUUGUUUGAAAAAGCUAAAUCGAUUGAAAGCAUCUUUUUGGAGAUCAAUUUUUACAUAAGCUUUAUUGAUUUCAGCCUUCUUGAGCAUAUCAUAGAGCAAUUUGGUAGUGAUAGUCUGAAACAAGACAUGAGCACCUAUGCAGAAGACAUGAGACACUUCAGAAUGAACACCCCCGUUAGCGAAGCACUUGGCCAUCUUCCCAAAAAUUCAGAUGCUCCUGCUGGUUACUCUCGUCUAACAGUGAAGUUCGCUUUUGAUAUUCAUACUGCAACUCUUGAAGAUCUAGAGACGUACAGAAAACGUUUUGCUAGUGAUUUCUUGCUCUCCCAGCUAGCCCUUUCUUUGUUUGAUCUCCAGGAGAGCUCACUACUGGUUACAUGGCUAGUGCCUGCUGCUGUAGGAGCAAUGAUCAGUGAUCAAGUGCAGAAGAAAAGUUCUUCUUUCUUUUUAAACAACAGUAUUCUCAAACUAUCACUCGAAGGGGACUGUCUCUACCCAAUGGCAACGUUUAGUCAAUCAGGUAAAAGGGAUCUUAUGAUUGAAGCUGUAGCUGGAAAACCCGGUUUGACCUCUCUUGAACCACAUCAAAGGAAAGUUGUGAAGCCAACAAUCAACCUCGAACCUAAUCAUUGUGGACUGGCUAUUGUUGUACCAUCACACAUGACAACACACAUUCUCAUGGAGACUUUGAGAUUUGCUGUUUACGAGCCUCAAAAUAAACCAUCCCUGAUGUCAUACAUGCAAGUUGUAGAUCUUGUGGAGCUGAAACACCAUCCCAUAAUAGUGAUGGUAUAUGGACUUGGGCCAGGUAAUCUUCUACACACUCUUUGUGGCCUCAUCGACAUCAAGGAAGAUAUUAUGGCACCACUAUUCCCUCCUAUUGCCACACACCUUGCUGACAACCCAAAGAUAUUUUUGUUUAAUGCUUGUUUCGGCUCUUCUGAACACAGUGUUUUUCAGUUUAUUGAAGCAUCCUGGGAAAACUACAUUGUUGGUUAUAUUGCAUGUGAUUAUUUCUGGGUUACACGCAUCGUAGAGGACGAAUUGGCAUCCCCUUCUCUGUCCGUGCAAGAGAUCUUCACUUUAAUUAGCGACAAGCUUCCACCCCAUGCUACCAUGACUGUGAUCGACUGUCUCAAGGAGCCAGUCUACUUGUAUCCUCGUGGACCUGAGCUCAUAGAAACUCACAGCGAAUCACAAGAAUCAUCCGAGGAGUCCUAUCCACUUCUACGUGAACAAUCAAUGAACAAUCAAUCGUUGGGCUCAAUACACGUUUAUGGCAACACUGAACUGAUAUCCAAAAACAUCCACUGGAACCAUAGAUACUUGAACAAACUGCACUAAAACAACCAAAAGGAGCCCCCUCUCAACAAGCUGAGUCGAGUGAUGAACUACAAAUUAAUGAAGACUUAUGCUAUAUAAUUAUAAUUAUAUCUUUUAAUCAUAUUUUUGCACACAUUUUUAUUAUUGCAAGACAUGCAAUUGACAACAGCACAUGAAAUCAAACGACAAUAAUGAAACA